Molecule: messenger RNA, 1419 nt
Organism: Alternaria infectoria
Lineage: Eukaryota; Fungi; Ascomycota; Dothideomycetes; Pleosporales; Pleosporaceae
Gene: LYS3
Product: Saccharopine dehydrogenase [NADP(+), L-glutamate-forming]
Exons: 5
Coding region: 1-1419 (472 amino acids)
Cellular component (GO): cytoplasm
Molecular function (GO): saccharopine dehydrogenase activity
Source: RefSeq, a predicted model, not a curated record
AUGGAGGCAAUCACAAACAAAGUACAGAACCUUAUGGGCAACGUCAGCGGGGCGGCUGCUGGAGCAUACAGCGGAAAGACCGCUCUUCUGCUCGGUGCUGGUUUCGUUACACGCCCAACUGUUGACGUUCUCGCGAAGUCCGGCGUCAAGGUCACAGUAGCAUGCCGUACCCUCCAGAAGGCUCAGGACCUGGCUAAGGGCAUUCCCAACACCAACGCCAUCAGCCUCGACGUCAACGAUGCCGACGCUCUCGACGCCGAAGUCGCCAAGGUCGACGUCGUCAUCUCCCUUAUCCCCUACACAUACCACGCAACGGUCAUCAAGUCAGCGAUCCGCAAGAAGAAGAACGUGGUCACAACCUCAUACGUCUCGCCCGCGAUGAUGGAGCUCGACGCCCAAGCCAAGGAGGCCGGCAUCACCGUCAUGAACGAGAUCGGUGUCGACCCCGGUGUUGACCAUCUCUCCGCCGUCCUCACCAUCGACGAGGUGCACAAGGCCGGUGGCAAGAUUCUAUCCUUCAAGUCAUACUGCGGUGGUCUCCCCGCACCAGAGUGCUCAGACAACCCGCUCGGCUACAAGUUCUCCUGGUCGUCGCGCGGUGUACUCCUCGCGCUCCGAAACCAGGCUGCCUUCUACCAAGACGGCAAGGUCAAGUCGGUCGAGGGCCCCGAGCUCAUGGCCGAAGCAAAGCCGUACUUCAUCUACCCCGGCUACGCCUUCGUCGCAUACCCCAACCGCGACUCCACACCCUACAAGGAGCGCUAUAACAUCCCCGAGUGCCAGACCAUCAUCCGCGGUACCCUGCGCUACCAAGGUUUCCCCGAGUACAUCAAGUGCCUGGUCGACAUUGGCUUCCUGUCCGAAGACCCCAAGGACUUCCUCAAGAAAGGCGAGAAGCGCACCUGGCGCGACGCAACCGCCAAGAUCAUUGGCGCCAGCAGCGACAAGGACGAGGACCUCAUCUGGGCCAUUUCCUCGCGGACAAAGUUCGCCAGCACAGAGGAGAAGGACCGCAUCAUCACUGGUCUCCGCUGGAUCGGGCUUAUCUCCGAUGAGCAGAUUGAGGCUCGCGGCAACCCGCUUGAUACUCUCUGCGCUACCCUGGAGAAGAAGAUGCAGUACGAGAACGAUGAGCGUGAUAUGGUUAUGCUGCAGCACAGGUUCGAGAUUGAGAACAAGGACGGUAGCAAGGCUGUUCGUACUUGCACGCUGGCUGACUACGGUGACCCCAAGGGUUACUCUGCCAUGGCUAAGCUUGUUGGUGUUCCUUGUGCGGUUGCUGUGCAGCAGGUGCUUGAUGGUACGCUGAGCGAGAAGGGUAUCCUUGCUCCUAUGAGCCCGGAGAUCUGCCGCCCGUUGAUGAAGACGCUUGAGGACCAGUAUGGUGUUGUGUUUAAGGAGAAGACUGUGCCUAUGUAA